This is a messenger RNA of Camelina sativa (false flax), 1128 nucleotides long. RefSeq names its product xyloglucan endotransglucosylase/hydrolase protein 20. Gene Ontology annotation, cellular component: cell wall; apoplast. The record is from RefSeq and is a predicted model, not a curated record. Gene Ontology annotation, biological process: xyloglucan metabolic process; cell wall biogenesis. Lineage: Eukaryota; Viridiplantae; Streptophyta; Magnoliopsida; Brassicales; Brassicaceae. Gene Ontology annotation, molecular function: xyloglucan:xyloglucosyl transferase activity; hydrolase activity, hydrolyzing O-glycosyl compounds.
CUCAUCAUUCAUCCAUCUAAGGGAGUAUAACUUACUCUUUCAAAAAUCAACUAAAUGACAUCUUUUUAUGGUAGAUGUUUAGCGUUCUUGGUCGUCUAUCUCUUUGCGGCACAAUAUGUGAGCGUCUAUGCUGGUAGCUUUCACAAAGACGUUCAAAUACAUUGGGGUGAUGGCCGUGGAAAGAUUCUCGAUAAUACCGGCAAUCUUCUUUCUCUUUCGCUCGACAAAUUCUCUGGUUCCGGUUUCCAGUCCCACCAGGAGUUUCUUUAUGGCAAAGUUGAGGUUCAAAUGAAACUUGUACCUGGUAACUCUGCUGGAACUGUGACAACAUUCUAUCUGAAAUCUCCUGGAACUACGUGGGAUGAGAUAGAUUUUGAGUUCUUGGGUAACAUAAGUGGUCAUCCAUAUACUCUUCAUACAAAUGUUUACACGAAAGGCACAGGAGAUAAAGAACAACAGUUUCAUCUAUGGUUUGACCCAACUGUUCACUUUCACACUUAUUGCAUCGUAUGGAACCCCCAGCGGGUCAUUUUUACGAUAGAUGGUAUUCCGAUUAGAGAAUUCAAGAACUCUGAGUCUGUUGGAGUUCCAUUCCCAAAGCACCAACCAAUGAGGCUUUAUGCAAGCCUAUGGGAAGCUGAGCAUUGGGCCACAAGGGGAGGAUUAGAGAAAACAGACUGGUCAAAAGCUCCUUUCACAGCUUUCUACAGAAACUAUAAUGUGGAUGCAUGUGUAUGGGCUAAUGGGAAAUCAUCAUGCUCUGCGAAUUCCCCAUGGUUCACUCAAGUACUUGAUUUCAAAGGAAAGAAUAGAGUGAAAUGGGCACAAAGAAAGUACAUGGUCUACAACUAUUGCACCGAUAAAAAAAGGUUUCCUCAAGGUGCUCCUCCAGAGUGCAGUUAAACUACUGAUUGUUUGAUUUGCGAAUAAGUCAUGUGGCAUUGUUUUUGUAACCUAAAUGAUCUUAAUUUAUAAUUUUGUAAUAGAUAAGUAUUCGCGCUACACGAAUAUUACUUCUCUAUUAGUAAGUUUUUUUUUCUUCCUCUUUUUCAGUUGUUUCAUUUAUAUAUUAUUUGUAUGUGUGAUUUGCAUUUAAGUUAACUAUUUACUUGCUUCAAUUACCUUUUG